AGUUAUUAAGGUUCUUUGAAGUGGCACUGACAUGACUACUAGCAUGGCUGUUAGCUGUGAAAAAGCUGGCCAAUUAACACUUUGAGUCGUGAUGUUCGCGUUCUUCGUGCGUAACUUUGUCUGCGGGAUGACAACUUAAAAGACUUCUGCUCAUUUUGAGGGUUUGUUUGGGGCUGAGAGGAUUGUUUUUAUUUUGACGUGGACAUCCCCUCCGCGUCGGGCUACUGCUGGCGUUAAGGGAGGCGACAGCCUGCAAUGCCUGAGGGGAUGGAUCCUCUGGGUGCUCGCUCCCAGUUCGUGGACGUCCAGACCCUCGCCACCUGGCAGGAGGUGCUGGGCGAGGAUGGCCAGCAGAGUCCGCAGGACCUGAGCGACAGCCUUCUCAGCCAGCAGUCCUUCCCCUCGCCCUUCCCCUUCAGGCCGGACAUCAACCGCAAAAUCGUCCUCUUCACGGGCGACGUGGCGCUGUUGGGCUGCACGGCCAUCACCAACACCAGCAACGAGCUGCUGACGGACAAGAACCCCGUGUCCAGCCGCAUCCAUCAGCUGGCGGGACCCGAGCUGAGAGACGAGCUGGUGAAACUCAAAGGAUGCCGCACUGGCGAGGCCAAGCAGACCAAAGGCUUCAACCUGGCUGCGAGGUUCAUCAUCCACACGGUGGGACCAAAGUACAAAGCCAAGUACCGGACGGCGGCCGAAAGCUCGCUGUACAGCUGCUACAGGAACAUCCUGCAGUUGGCCUCGGAACAGUCGAUGGCGUCCGUCGGCCUCUGCGUGGUCAGCACGGCCAAACGAGGGUACCCUCUGGAGGACGCCACGCACAUCGCCUUCAGAACAGUGCGCAGGUUCCUGGAGAAGCACGGCAGCAGCAUGGAGGCGGUGGUGUUUGCCGUGUCCGACGCAGAGGAGCCCGUGUACAAGAAACUGCUUCCGCUGUACUACCCCCGCUCUGACCGGGAGGAGAGGGCGUGUCUGCCCCUCAUCCCGGCCAACAUCGGCAACUCCGAGGGCGAGCCGGUCGUGCCGGAGAGGCGGAUCCGCAUCGCCGAGAAACCGGGAAGCCUGGAAAACGAUUACGAGGAGGACAACCUGGACUCGGACCUGGGUCAGGUGGGAAACCACGCCUUCGCCCGCAUGGAGGGAGACGUGGACAAGCGGCGCAAGCUGAUCCUGCAGGGUCACAUGUCGGAGGCGGCCGUGCAGAAGCAGCACCAGAGGAACUACAACCGCUGGCUGUGUCGAGCCAGAGCAGAGGACCUGUCAGACAUCGCCGCUCUGAAAGCGUUAUAUCAGACAGGUGUGGAUAUGUGUGGCAGAACAGUGACGGUUGUGGUGGGAAGAAACAUUCCAGUGACUCUCAUCGACAUCGAGAAGGCCCUGCUGUACUUCAUCCACGUGAUGGACCACAUCACGGUCAAGGAGUACGUGAUGGUGUACUUCCACACGCUGACGGGGGAUCACAACCACCUGGACUCGGACUUCCUCAAGAACCUCUACGACAUCGUGGACGCCAAGUUUAAGAAGAAUCUAAAAGCCUUCUACAUUGUACAUCCCACAUUCCGCUCCAAGGUGUCCACGUGGUUCUUCACCACCUUCAGUGUGUCGGGCGUGAAGGAAAAAGUGCGUUACCUGGACAGCCUGCAGCAGCUCUUCACCUGCAUCAAGCCCGAGCAGAUCGACAUCCCGCCUUUCGUCCUGGAGCACGACGCACGGGUGAGAACGCCCAACAUGUAG
Molecule: messenger RNA, 1734 nt
Organism: Entelurus aequoreus (snake pipefish)
Lineage: Eukaryota; Metazoa; Chordata; Actinopteri; Syngnathiformes; Syngnathidae
Product: ganglioside-induced differentiation-associated protein 2-like
Exons: 13
Coding region: 256-1734 (492 amino acids)
Source: RefSeq, a predicted model, not a curated record